Molecule: messenger RNA, 9392 nt
Organism: Zonotrichia albicollis (white-throated sparrow)
Lineage: Eukaryota; Metazoa; Chordata; Aves; Passeriformes; Passerellidae
Source: RefSeq, a predicted model, not a curated record
GAAAAAAAGAAAAGAAGUAAUGAGGAGCCCCAGGUACAAGAGCCUGAUGAUGUUUUCCUGCCUCCUGUGGCAGAAGGGUCUUCUCAAGCCGGGAGGGUGCAAGUGGAACAUACUGCAGAAUUCACAGAAAUUCAGCUCAGAGAUGAAGUAGAAAAUAGAACAACUGUAACUGAUGUGUCUGACACCCCCCAAAAUCAAUUAUCCUCAGCAAGUGAAGGGGCUCGGGCAGUGGCUUUGGAGCCUCCCAAAGAUGCAGAAGAGGUCAAAGCUGAUCCUUCCCAGGAGGAAUGUGUGGGGGCCGUUGGGAAGAGCAAGUUGGACAAACCUCAGAGCCCGGUGGAGGCAGGUGCUAGUGGAUCUAGAAAUUCUGACUUUCUGAGCAGUACCUUUCAGUCCAGUACUGCUCCCCCUCUGUCCGUGAUGGGCUUUGUGCAGGGCAGAAGAGCUGAAAACCGACCAGACUUCAGAGAUCCUCUCUCCAGCUCUUCAGAGAAGCUUCCCCCCAGCAUGUCCCAGCGCCCCGAGAAGUGCAGGGCGCGCGUUCCGCGGCCGGUGUACCCAGACCUGUCCCUGGAGCUGUCCUACGAGAAGCCCACCAUCAUGGCAGUGAAGCCCCUGCUGCACCACGAGAGGCUGUACCCAGAGCUGCCCUCCGAGCCGGAGCUGGUGCCUUUCACCAGGGAGCAGCUGAAGAUCUUUGAGCCCUGCUCCUGGCUGGAGAACGUCGACUCCUACGCCGAGGAGUUUGAGAGCGUGGCUCACCAGGACAGGCACGAGUUCUACGAGCUGCUCCUGAACUACAUGCGCUGCAGGAAGCAGCUGCUCUUGGCUGAGGCAGAGCUGCAGGCCAUGGCAACAGACUGCCAAAAUGUGAAGGGGAGGUUAUGGACUUUCAAGGAACAGCAGAAGACUGUGCAGGGUGUGUGUGCAGAUCAGUGCAAGGUGACAGGCCACCACCGCUACCAGACAGUGGAGCUGAACGAGGGCGUGCUGGGGGAGCUGAGGAAGCUCUUUGAGGCCAAAGCAGAGCACGUGCACCAGACCCUGGCGCUGCACUCGUACACCUCGGUGCUGUCCCGCUUGCAGGUGGAGUCCUACGUUUACAGGCUGCUCAGCAGCUCGUCCCUGCUGAGAUCCGUGGCCCUGCAGCAGCAGGAACAAGUUUCAAAGCAGUCAGAAAAUCUCUCUUCAGACCUGAGCCAUCUGAAGGAAUGUAUCAGUGUCCUUUUCAGCUUCACUCGCAGGGUCAUUGAAGAUCCUCAGUUUCACAGUGACCUUCUCAUGUGGCUGCAGAGACUGGUGUCUGUGCUGCAGAGAAUUGGCUGUCCAGGUGACCAUCUCUUCCUCUUCAACCACAUCCUUCGGUGUCCAGCUGGCGUCAGCGAGUGGGCUUGUCCAUUCAUCCAGAUCAAAGUCUUGGGUAACCCAUCGGGUGUCUUUCAUUUCAUGCAAUCUCUUGCCUUGCUUAUGUCUCCUGUCAAAAAUCGUGUGGAUUUCAUGUGCCAUAUGAAACCAAGUGAAAGGAAAAGUUCCUCUUCUUCUGGGAAGGAAUCUGGGAACUGGACUCUGGUAGAUGAAGGAGGAGAAGAGGAUGAGGAUCCUGAAACAAGCUGGAUUCUGCUCUUGGAAGAUGACUUGAUUGCUCUGUUGUCACAGUUCCCAUUUCAUGAACUCUUUCAGCAGUUCCUCGGGUUUACAUCUGAAGGUGCUUAUUUUCCUGAAAAAACAUCUCCCCAGAAGAUGAUGAAGAUUUUUGCCUUUGCAAACUCCUUAGUGGAACUUUUGUCUGUGGGACUGGAAACGUUUAACAGAGCACGGUACCGGCAGUUUGUGAAGAGAAUUGGUCAGCUCAUCAAGAUGACACUGUGUCAUGUGAGUGACCACUGGGCCCAGUAUGUUAGUGGCAAUAAACAAUAUGGAUCAGUAGAACACCCCUACUCUGUGGAAAAAUUGCAGCUGGAGUUUGAUGAGCUGUUUUUUAGAGCUGUUCUACAUGUUCUGAAGGCAAAAAGGUUGGGAGUCUGGCUGUUCAUGUCUGAGAUGCCUUAUGGAACCUUGUCCAGCAGCAUGCUUUGGAGGCUCUUCUUUGUCAUGCACUGCGCUGAGAAUGAGCACCUGGAGCAGCUCUGCUCUACUCUUCAACCUGCUGACUACAAGCAGAGACUCAAAGAUCCAGAGCACCUUGCACAGUUUGAAAAGUAUCUCCAGUCAAUGAACUGCUCAGAAGAAAUUUGUCUGCUCACCACAUUUGCUCAGAUGGCACAAACCAAACGGGCUGAUGUUGAUGAGGAUUUUAUCAAAAUCGUUGUUUUGGAGAUAUAUGAGGUGUCCUAUGUUAGUCUUUCCACAAGGGAGACGUUCUCCAAGGUUGGUCGGGAACUCUUGGGAGCCAUUGCCAGCAUCCACACACAGAUCAUUUCUGUGCUGCUGGAUCGGAUUAGAGAGACCAUUGAGAAGGUGGGGAUGGUUUCUUUAUAUCUGUUUAAAGAGCUGCCCCUGUACCUGUGGAAGCCUUCUUCAUCCGAGAUAGCCCUGAUCCGUGACUGGUUGUUAAACUACAGCCUGACAGCAGUGGAGAAUAAACUGGCUUGCAUUAUCUUGGAAGGGCUGAACUGGGGCCUUGGUGAGCAUCAGAAUACUCUUCACCUGGAUCCUGCUGUCCAUUCUGAAGUUGCAUUGAUGGUCCUGGAAGCGUAUCAGAAAUAUCUCUCCCAAAAACCAUAUGCUGGGCUGCUUUCUGAAAGCAUAAAACAGGUCUCCUACCUGGCCAGCAUUGUUCGCUACGGGGAAACCCCAGAGACCUCCUUCAAUCAGUGGGCCUGGAGUUUGGUCCUGAGGCUGAAGCUGCACAGGAACGACCGUGGGGUGCAGCAGAGCGGGCUGGCCGCUGUCCCCGUGUGCGACACCGCGCUGGACGCGGCCGAGUCGGUCACGCUGCACCCCCUGCUCAAGGCUGUCAAGGCAAACGUCCCCAUCGGCUGCUACCUGGCACUGGCAAUGACCACCCUGGGACACAGCAUUGAGAAAUUCUGUGCUGAAGGAAUCCCUCUUUUGGGUGUACUGGUCCAGUCUAGACAUCUGAGAACAGUAGUCCAUGUGCUGGAUAAAAUUUUACCCUUGUUUUAUUCUUGCCAGUAUUACCUCCUGAAGAAUGAACAGUUUUUAUCUUAUGUGGAACUGUUCCUUCAUCUGGACAGUGGAGUGCCUCAAGGGGUGACCCAGCAGGUUACCCACAAAGUGACACAGCACUUGACAGGAGUGAACUAUGGAGAAAAUGUUAAGCUGCUCAGUAGUAUGAUACAGAGUCACAUUUUCCUGAGUGACCAUCCGAAUGGCGUGGGGCCAGCUGCAGUCCUGGAGUUCUGGGUGCAGGUGCUCACCAGCCAGCAGCUGUGGCACAGGGACAGGGCCACGCUCUGCCUGCUGGAUGACUUGUGCAAAGCUGCCUUCCAGUACAGCCAGGAGGACUGUGUGCAAAAGCUGCUUUACCAGCAGCACAAGAAUGCUUUGGGCUAUCACUGUGACAAGGGAAUGCUGUCUUCACUGGUCAGCUGGAUCGUGGCAGGCAAUGUCACACCAUCCUUUGUGGAGAGCAGUGCAAACUCCUCUCAGGUCUGGUUUGCAUGGACAGUGUUAAAUAUGGAAUCAAUAUUUGAAGAAGAUUCACAGCUUCGCAGAGUUGUGGAGGGGGAGCUGGUUAUCAAUGCUUUAACUCCUGAUCAAGCUUUGAAGAAAGCCCAGGCCCAGCUGAAGCUGCCCAUCGUCCCUUCCCUCCAGAGGCUCAUGAUUUACCGCUGGGCUCACCAGGCCCUUGCUACCCCUGCAGAUCACCCUCUCAUGCCACUGGUCUGGCAGAAAUUCUUCCUCCUGUACCUUCACCGACCAGGACCACAGUAUGGAUUACCUGUAGAUGGCUGUAUUGGAAGACGCUUUUUUCAGAGUGCAGCUCACGUUAGCUUGCUCAAUGAAAUGAAGCAGCGGCUGACAGAGGUGGCUGACUUCCACCACGCUGCCAGUAAAGCCCUGAGAGUGGAGAGUCCUGAGAGCACUGACAGGUCACCAGAGAAGGCCAGCUGCUCACCUGAUUACCUGACUUCACCUGAGCUGCAUAAGGAACUUGUCAGGCUUUGUAAUGUUUUAAUUUUGUGGUUGGAAGAAGAGAGUUUCCAGAAAGGAGAUACAUACAUUCCCUCUUUACCAAAGCAGUAUGAUGCACAUAGACUUGCUAAAGUCAUGCAGAAUCAACAGGAUCUGUGGAUGGAAUAUGUCAAUGUGGAACUCAUUCACCAUGAGUUUCAGGAAGCUCUGAACCUUUGGGUGCAGGUUCAGCUUGAAUCACAUCCAACCUGUGCUUCUGCAGGGGAAACAGAUUUCACCAACCCUUUGUCAGCCAAAGUGAGGAUCAUGAAUAAUUUGAAGAAGCUGGACACUCCCAAGCCCCCUCUGCCUCUGCAGACGAUGAAAGCUCCUGUGCCAGUGAUUUCCUCGGCCACCCUGGUGAGCCAGAAGGACGCGAUCCAGCUCAUGCGCAGGGACCUGAACAUCCUGCAGCAGCACGCCAAAACUGCAGCUCUCUGGGAGUCUCAGCAUGUGGCUCUGAACAGUGAGAUCCUGGACACGGUGCCCAAGCUGUAUGUCAACAGGGAGGAGCAGAUCACUCUCCACCUGGAGUGCCGGGGAACUUCAAAUAAAGGCUGCCAGGGAGCAGCUCAGCUCACCAUCCAGUUUGAAGGGAAGCACAAAAAUGAAGCAGUGAGCCAGCAGCUUCAUGCUUUGCGUAAAGAAGUGAGGCAGCUGCAGGCAGAAGCCAUGAAGCCACCUUCCCUGGGUGUUGUGGAAGCAGCUGUGCACGUGGAGAAUUUCAUAACGGCCCUGAUAAAUAUCUACAAGGUGCAGCCUAUGCCUGCAAUCAAGAAAGUUGGAAUUGGUUUGUUUUUCACAUUGGUAGAAUAUGUGUGUGAUGAAACUCAACGUAAUCCUCCCACGAGGCAGUUCUUCACAUCCUGCAUUGAGAUUCUGGGCCAAGUGUUCAUCAGUGGGACCAAAUCAGAGUGCAAGCGUCUGCUCCAGACCAUCCUGCACAACCGGAGGCUCUGUACUCUCCUCUCUCCUUACUUCACUCCUGUAGCCUCUCCCAGUGAAUUUGUGACUUUGUAUGAAAAAGUCGUGGCCUUUCUGAGUGAGGAUAACAGCGAUGUUGUCUUCAUGCUGCUGACAAAGUUUGACCUGACGCAGUGGUUGAGCGUGGCCAAGCCGCCUCUCGUGGAGCGCACCCAGCUCCUGGAGUCCAUUCACCUGGCCCUCAAUGCAUGUGGCCUGGAACCUGAAGAGGAUAUUUUGAUGCCAUUUAAUAUCUUCUGCAAGCAUUGGACUAACCUUCUCCAGUAUCAGUUCCCUGACCACUACAGUGAUUUCUUAAGGUUGUUCGUGCAAAGCUCCUCAGAGCAGCUUCUGAGCCCUGACUGUUGGAAGGCAUCACUUCAGGCUUUGGGGUGUGAUUCUGCAGUGGCUGAGCAGGGCAGUUUCAAGAAAAGUGAUUCUGCUGAGGGUCCUGUGGUGAGGGAUGCUGCAAAAACUCUGCUCUCCACAGAACAGGUCAGAGAGACAAUAGAAUGGCUUUCUACAUCCUUCUGCAAACUCCGGCUGGCCUCGGUGGACUUCAGGACUUUUGGGCUGUUUUCAAAAUGGACUCCUUAUGUGGCUGCAGUGAACACAUUCCUGGAGUACCUCAUUAAACGACUGAUUGACACUGAAGUUGCUAAUUUAGCCCAAGAGCCUGUUGGCAGUAGCAGAAUUUUAGCAGCAUUGCAGUCCUUGUACUCAGUGAUUGCUGGACUCUUUAAACCAUGGAUACUGGUCCUGGAGAAAGAAGAUGCAAGUAGCCAGCCCUGCUACCCUUGGCUGGAGAGUGACACUCCUGUAGCCUCCACCGUGGUCAGUCUGUUUGCAGAUUGCAUCAGGCUUUUGCAUGAGAGCUUCAAAGAAAAGCUGUUGCCAAGCCACCAUGGGGCUCUCUGGUUGCACCUAAUGCAUUACUGUGAGUGUUGCACAGCCCCCAAAAUGCCAGAGUUUAUUCUCUACGCUUUCCACACUGAGUUCAGAAGGCUUCCAUGGAAGGAAAUGCAUCCAGACCAGAUGCUUAUGGAAGAAUUCUUUAAAAUCGAAAGAGGCAGCCCCAAGAGUUGUUUCUUGUUCUUGGGUUAUGUUUUAUGUGAAGUAAACUGGGUCAGUGUCCUCUCUGAUGCCUGGAAUCCCAACCCUCACCCUCAGACCCACAGCAUGAUUGUCUGUUUGCUGUACAUGAUGGUCCUGCUGGCAAAGGAGGAACAGCUCAUAGGCGAAGAGGAAUCUCCACUCAUAAAUCUUCUUGGACAGACCAGCUCCCUUCCUUGGCAGCUUGUGGGCAUUUCAUCCUAUGAAAGCAUCAUCAGUUACUGCAACAGUCACUACCCUCCCUCUGUUAUCCUUGCUAAGGAUGCUGGAGCUGAACUGAUCGUGAAGCUCCUGAAAAUCUCAGCUGGCUUUGGGGCAUCUUCAGAUAGUCACAUCCACCUUGAUGCAACUCUGAAGUGCCGAGCGUACAUUCGCCAGGUGGUUCAGUUCCUCAGCACCUUGGAACAAAGUGGAAAGAUAACCCUUGCAGUUUUGGAGCAAGAAAUGGCCAAGUUGCUAGAUGAUGUAGUCAUCUUUAAUCCCCCAGACAUGGACCUGCAGACGCGCCACCUGGCCCUCAGCAGCCUGUUCACGGAGACGCUGAUGAUGCUCAACAACUCAAGCAUCACCACGGCCGAGUCCUUGCGGGGCAGCCUGCGCCGCUGGAUCCCACAGCCUGGCCUCCGUGCGCCACAUGGCCGAGACCACCGAGGCCUGCAUCACCUCCUACUUCAGCCACGAUUCCCCUCACCACCAGGAGUUGGGCUGGGGCCCAAUACUUGCUUCCCUCCAAGUUCCUGAGCUAACCAUGGAAGAAUUCCUGCAGGAGUGCCUGUCUUUAGGGAGUUACCUGACCCUCUAUGUGUACCUGCUGCAAUGCCUGAACACUGACCAAACCCUUACCAACGAAAUGAAGAUCCUGCUGACCAUCAGCAAAUGGCUGGAGCAAGUGUACCCCAGCUCAGCAAAGGAAGAGGCAAAGCUGUUUCUGUGGUGGCACAAAGCCAUGCAGUUGUCCUUGGUGCAGCUGGAGCAGGAUGACCCCGUGCUGAUUGAAUCUGUCAUCCGGACCCUGCUGUCCAUCCAGGCCCGGCAGAGCCAGCUGGCUGAAGAGAGACUCACCUCUGGAAUACUUGGUGCUAUUGGGCUGGGCAGGAGGUCUCCUCUGUCACCCAGGUUCCGCGUGGUUGCGCGCAGUUUGUCCGCCUUCCUGCUGGUGCAGAUCCCUGCCGAGAGCCAGGUGCGCCUCAAGGCCGGCUCGGAGCCCCGGCUGUCUCAGAAGGCUCAGCAGGCACUGAGUGCUCUCGAAGCCAUGCCAUCCAACAAACAAUACAUGGAUUACCAGGAGCAGCUGUCCCAGGCCUGUGUGUUCAUCAGGCACCCUGAGCACUGCCUUCAGGAUGGCAACAACCUCCUGUCCCUGCUGGUGAACACGCUGUACCCAGAAGUGCAUUUUUUGGACAGCAUUCGGUAGCGGCGCCGGGUGGGCAGUGGCUCUGGUUUACAAACAGUGUCCUUAUUGCACAAAUGAUUUUACCUUCAGAGUUCCACUUUAAUUAAGUCAGACCUGCGAAUAAGAACAACUACACAGUGUCAGUUUUCUCCACUUCAAGGUUUUCUUGCUUUCCAUUUGAGUUUUAGGCCUGUGGAAUUGCUUAAUGGUUUGCAAUUUGUGGGGUUUUUUUGGUUUGUUUUUUGGUUUUUUUUGACUGAAAGCACUUGAAUAUCUUCUGUGUGUGGUGCCCUUUGGAGAGAAGGGUGCCUGGGGAUAGGUGUACAAAUCACUAGUUAGCACAGCUCACUGUAGUGUCUGAAGUUAUUGCUUGGUGCCUUUUUUUAUUUUCCAGUGUGUCAUCAUUCAGGCCAGUUCAAAAAUGAGUGGAGGAUUGUGUGUUCAAGAGGUUUGACUUUCUUAACCAGGAUCCCUCUGAGUCUUACCUGAUGAGUGUGUGUCUAGCGAUUUUUGUGAAAUCCCUGUAUUUGAAAGGAUGGUAUUUUAAAUCUUGACUUUUUUGCUACCCACAGAAAUCCGUAGUUUAGAGGCAUGCCUACAAUCUUUACCCACUUCUGUAAAUAUCAGCACAAAUGGGAACUAGAGAACAUUGUUUUUUCCUGUUUUCUAAACAUAGUGUGUCUGCAUCUAUAUUGCUUGAUUAAAUACAAGUAACUUCUAGCCAAGUUCAAGGGGAUUUAAAUCCAGAGACAUAUUUUCUGGAUCUCCAGUGUCUGAGAGGGGAGCAGUCAGUUAGGAUCAUGUUAAAUAGGAUUCCUUAAUUCCUUAGUCUGAUUGUUUAGGAAAUGUUUAACCACCACCACCACCACCACUUAAGCUUAUUUUCUUCUGCCUGGCUGGACAUGACAUAACAGGAUUUUAGAUGACACUGUGAAGAGGUAUUUUUGUUGUAUUAAAUUUGGUGAUCACUUGUUAAAAUUCUGUUGCCAAAGCAUGAACCAUGAGCCUGUAAAUCUGUUGUUUCAGCUGAAUGAUCACUGGUUUUGUUGCCUUGUCUGAUCAUAAGAUGCACUUUUGUUUAGGAAAAGCAGAAGGCGAAUUUUUCCUGGUGCUUGUUUGAUGUCCCUUUAAUCACUGGUGUGUUUGAGCUGGCCCAAGGUCCUGCAGUCCCAGUCCCUACAGCUCUGUGAAGGAACUGAUCACUUUUUCUCUUCCUCCAUUAAUUGUGCCUUUGUGUUUUUGACAUGGUUGCACGUUAAAACAUGAGUUCUGGUCAAUAGGGGAUAGAAAUGUGCUACCUACUGGUCAAUGAUGCUUUGAGCUGUUGCUCUUAAACCAUGGUUCUGGUGCUAGAGGACAGAUCACCUUUUCCUUCUCGGCAGAUUCUGCUAAUAAAGCCAGCUGGGUCAUUAGAUCACCAUCAUUUCAAUGUGGUCUUAGAGUUCUUUGCUCUAUCUGCGAGCCUAUAAAUAAAUAUAUAUAUGUACAUCCCUCUGUAUAGUAACCAGAUACCAAUGCAGCAUGGUUUUUAACAGACUCUUUUGGAAAAUUCAUGUCUGGAGGAAUACAUUCUGCUGCUUUUCCCCCCAAAGACUUAAAAGCACUGGGUUUAUUAGGUUAAAUGUUAUUGAUCAGUUGCAUAUAAAUGUGAAGAAGUCAGAAGUACGUGUUUGACAUGCACUUUCGAAAUGAGGAAUUGUUUCAGCUGUUGAGUUUUUACAAAUGUUGUAUUUAUAACAUGCUCUGUCUGCAAAGACCAUGCAAAAUAAAAACGGAAAAUCAAGCA